This is a messenger RNA of Ipomoea nil (Japanese morning glory), 837 nucleotides long. Its product is annotated as transcription factor bHLH36-like. Gene Ontology annotation, biological process: regulation of transcription by RNA polymerase II. The transcript has 5 exons. Bases 1 to 837 code for a protein of 278 amino acids. Gene Ontology annotation, molecular function: RNA polymerase II transcription regulatory region sequence-specific DNA binding; DNA-binding transcription factor activity, RNA polymerase II-specific; protein dimerization activity. Lineage: Eukaryota; Viridiplantae; Streptophyta; Magnoliopsida; Solanales; Convolvulaceae. The record is from RefSeq and is a predicted model, not a curated record. Gene Ontology annotation, cellular component: RNA polymerase II transcription regulator complex.
AUGCAGCCCAACAGCAGUUUGCCGAUGAGACCAAGAGGCCGGAAUUCGACGACGGAAAAGAAUCGGCGGCAGCAAAUGAAAGUCCUUUAUCGUCGACUCGCCUCUCUUGUCUCUCGUGAAAACUCUCUGGAAAAAUGUCCGGCUUUCGACUUGUUGAAUCACGCCACGAACUACAUAAAAAAACUAGAGAAAAGCGUUGAAGAGCUGAAAGCAAGAAAGGACAGUCUACAAGCAUCAGUGGUGGUAUUAGCCGUGAAUGACAAUGAGAGAGGUGAAAGUUUGGAGAUAAAUAUAGCUAGUGGGUGGGAGAACAAGAAGUUGAAGAUGGAUAAAGUGUUUGGGAUUGUUCAAGAGGAAGGCGCAGAAGUUGUGAGUGCAACCAACUCCACUGUGGCUCUCAACAUCUACCAUACAAUUCUUUGCAAGGCAUUUUCACCGAGGCUUGGAAUGGAUACAAAUAGAAUACAAGAACGGUUGAAGAACUAUAUUUCUGGCGGAUCAUAUCAAUUCUCACCUCAUAUGCCUUCAUUGAAUGAUGAUCAGACCAAGACACCAAAAACUCAUAAGACUUUUUGUGACAUGUUUCUAUUCUCUUCUCCAAUGGCUUUCAUUGAUCCUGCUGCUUACGAUACUGCGUCUUAUGAACGUACCGUGUCUGUAGUUCCCGUAUCCUCUUCUCAAGUUACUCCUAAUCUCUUGUCUUUAGCCCACCAUUUUGUCUCCAUGAAGCGUACAACCCGCAGGUAUAUGGGUGAUAUUCUCAAACGGGCGGACAUGACUGACUGUAAGCCAUUAGCAACUCCUGCUUCGGUUGCUCGUUCUGUGUCCUCCUUGUGA